Messenger RNA from Catharus ustulatus (Swainson's thrush), 5715 nucleotides. It is a transcript of the gene FAM217B, whose product is annotated as family with sequence similarity 217 member B. The transcript has 5 exons. The record is from RefSeq and is a predicted model, not a curated record. The coding region runs from base 231 to 1883 and encodes 550 amino acids. Lineage: Eukaryota; Metazoa; Chordata; Aves; Passeriformes; Turdidae.
CCCCGCUCCGCCCGGCCCGGCCCGGCCCGGCCCCCACGCUCUGCGCUCGGGGGCGCUGCCGCUGGCCACGGACGCGGGAAUCCCAUCGGGAGGAUCUUGUUUGUCGCCAGCAUCUCCAGGACGUGGGGAUGUCUGCAUUGGAUGUACUGUGUCUUGCAAAGCCAAAAGACUGGAGCCGUUUGAAGAUUAUGUAACAGUAAAGGUGCAGAUACCCUUUGGAAAGAGGAAUAAUGGGCCCAGGCAUUCAGGAAUAUCCCUUAUUACUGCACAGAGAGACACAGCAGAAGGAAAGCCACAGCCACACCUAUGAAAGCCACAAAGGAAUGGUAAAUAAUGGAAAAAGCCAUCCAAGCACCAAAGGACUAAAUAAACCAAUUUCUUAUGUGAAAUCUCCUCCUGGAAGAUUAGGCAAAAAUGUAUCAAGUGCCAUUGAAAAGAUUUCCCAUGACACUCAAGAUGGUCACCAACCAAGUGGUUUUAAGAAGGGAAGGAACCAGCUGGAUGGCAAUAAUCAGUCAAAAAGGAUCCCAAGUGUUUGCAGCUCACUGCACAGUGCACAAGGACCAAAGAGGAGUCCCUCAGAAAGAAGGCAGAAUGAAUCCUUCCUGCACAGGAGUCCCCCAGAAAGAAGACAAAAUGAAUCCUUCAUGCACAGAAGUUCCCCAGAAAGAAGGCAAAAUGAAUCCUUCAUGCACAGGAGUCCCCCAGAAAGAAGGCAAAACGAAUCCUUCAUGCACAGGAGUCCCCCAGAAAGAAGGCAAAACGAAUCCUUCCUGCACAGCAUCCCCUCUGGCACAAAGGGCAGCACACAAGAAAACUUCUGUAGGGUUAAGGAUGUCCCAGUGCAGCAUUUUUAUUGCAGUAAAAAAGAACAGAUGGGAAAGAAUCAUGAAGAAUACAUUGCUGAGGCCAGUCCAGGCUCUUCAAAAUGGCAAGAAGCAUCUGUAGGUGAAAUGUUUCUUGAUUUUGAAUCAGUACAGAUUAUUAAAGAAGAUGCUGAAGAUGAUAGUGCCAGUGACCUCUCUGACUCAGAAAGGAUCCCCAUUCCCCCCUCGCCCUGCACACCACCAGAACUCAUCCUCAGAGCUGAAGAAAUCGACCCAGUUUGUUUGGAGCACAUCCCUGAAAUGGGAUUCAAAGAAUCCGAAUAUUACUACCCCGACUUCCUCCCACCCCCUUUCAACUCGUGGGACUUGAAGCAGCUGGCCAUCCUUGUCCACGUGGAAGGGAAAUCUGAUUUCCACCCCAAGCCCACGGGAUCCCUGGAGAAAUACAUCGAGCGCCUGGUGCAGCUGGAGUGGCUGCAGAUGCAGACAGUGCAGAGUGAGAAGGGCAGGGCCACCAAAGGCCGGCCCCAGACUGCCCCUGGCCCCAGCCGUGCCCUCAAGAGCCCUGGAAAAGGCAAAGCCCUGCUCAGCCCUGUGCCCAGCAGGCAGGCAGUGCCCCAGGAAAGUGUCAGCAGGCUGCCCAGGAGCUGUGUGGGUCACAGGGCAGAGCUGUGCUCUGAGGACACUCGCCAGGUGCGUUCCCAUCCAGGUCACCCGAAGCUUCCUGAGAGAAUGGCAUGUGCAGCAUCUUCUCAGAGGCAAACUGGUGAUGGAAGGAGUGAACUGAGAAAGAAACCAGCUGCAAAGCAGCAGCUUCUCAGUCUGCAGCCCCCUGAGAGCAGCUCUAAAAUCCAAAGUGUUGGUAACAUCAGACCCCCUAAGCAAAGCCCAGCACCCCAUGGUGCAGCUGCUCCCAUCAAAGGCUUAAAACCAUACAUGUGUACAAAUCCAAAGAAAAAUGGCAAUGCCAGCAAUUAUGUUCCUCCUAAAAAACCAACAGUGGACAGGAAAAUAAAACCAAAUGGGACAAAACAAACACCACGCAAAUUUCAAUGAGGGAAAACUCAUUAGUGAAUGUUGAUGCUUCUUGACUGCUAGAAAGCAUCUGGCCAGUGCAGAAGGAUCUUUUUUUUCUUCAUAGGAAGAUCCUGAGAAAAACGUUCCUGACACGUGGUUCUGAGUCAGCACUGUUCAUUUCUAUAGAUUUGAUCUUAAACCAGCAGGAAAUGCUCUCCUGGAAGGCAAGUGUCUUCCACUGGUCUUUCCUCAAAAAUAUUUGUAAUUGCUCAAUGAAGAUAACAAUAGCACAGUGGGAAGUUUAGAGAAGUAUAGAAUGUCCUGUCUGCACCAGCUGAAGUCUGAGUGUUCCCUGUACUCACCCUGCUGGGUGUGGGGGAAUAGGUCCAUGCUCUUUCUCCUUGCCCAGAUGUGCUUUUGGUAAGACAGGUUUGAUUGUGGUGUUUCUGUAAAAUAAUGCAGCCUGUUAUCUAUGCAAAGUCAACUCUAAUUCUUCACAAAAGAUGAUGAAUUGGAUUUUUUGGAUGAAAUAGAUAUUAUUUUUUUGAGAAGAAGAAGAAUGGAGAUAAUGUUUUGAAAUAUUUUAAUGCAGAAAGAAUUCUUUUUAAGACUAAGUAUUAGGGACCAGACAGCUUCAAUAAUGACAGUUUAAGAAAAUGGAAUGUGUAUUUUUAUACCCUGGAAUCUUCACUGUGUUUACAAACAGCUUUCCUGGAAGUUAAUUUUGUAGGCCUUGAUGCUUUUUGUCAUUUAGGGGAAAUGAGCAAAUUUCAAAUUGCACAUGGAUAUAUUUAAGUAAUGCAAACUAAGGCUUUUAGCAGAGACUGUAUGGCCUAGUUUCAGAACUGGUUACCUCUCAAAACAUGAAAACCAGACUCUUAGGGGAAGAAUUUAAAGGGUGUUGUAAGUUCAGGUAAAGAUAUAUUUUGAUACAGAAGAUAUCUAUUUUUAGUCACCUAAGGUGACUCUUAUUUAUUCUGUGGUCCAGUUUAGCUUGGCUUCUUAAGGUUUAGGGAGGUGAUGUGGGGAAAUAUCCUACAGAAAGAAAUUGUUACAACCAGGAUCAGGUCCUGUCCUUGGGCCUUCUGUCUUCUCUUGUGUCUGUGAGAUACAGGAGAAUACAAAGGAGAGUUCAGAGAAUAUUCAAGUGUCACUUGAUCUGUUACAAUUUCAAAUCAGUCACAGCAGCUGGGACAGGAUCUUGUUAAGAUGAAAUUCUAAAGAAUGUUUUUUGCUUUCGCUUUAAAAUCCUGGCCAGUGUGUUUUCCUCCUCAGCCACCAGUCCCAAUCAUAAUGAGAAGUGAGCUGAGGUCUGAUGGACCAGAUUCUGCAAGUGGAUCCUUCACAUUGUGACAGGAAAUGAAAAAGUAGCAAAUACUAAAGAGUACAUAAUGUAUAUAGCUAAAUUGCACUUCUCUUGGUGAGCUCAUCUUGGUUUUAAGAUGCUUAGCUGUUUCUUUCAUUGUGCCUACCAGAUCUUCAGCUUUGUAAAAUUUCAAAGCAUGAAUUUAUAUGUAGUUUGAAAAGUGAGAAUAUUAAGAAAUGUAGUAAUAAAGUAGAGUAUUUUACAGUACAUAAAAACAUUGCUCAGGAAUAGUCUAAGAAAUAUUUUUAGUGUUUUUUUCCUCAUCUACUGGAGACCAAAUGUGAAAUUUUGAAUCGGUCAAGGAAACAAAUGUAACAGACAGUAUUACAUUUGCAGAGUCAGUAUUUGUAAAGCUACACUUAAUCUGAAUUGUAGUUGCAUGUACAUUCAGCUCUAUGCAAUUCAAGUGAAACUGAGUGUGAGAUGCUCAAAGCCCAGAGGAGUUGGCUGUGUCAGAGGUGUGGUGGCACUCAGGAUGGCACUGAACACCAGCAGCUGCAGAGGACCAGCACAUCCCAGUGGUGCUGGCUCACCCUUGUGUUUUGGUCCAGCUUCAUGUAUUUCAGCUUUUUUAGAUGAGAGAUUCCUGUACCCAGUGUUAGUAUUUCAAGCUCUGGGCCAAAUUCUGCAAGCCUGCCUUAGCCAAGUUUUCCUGAUUGACAUAAACAGUAGUGAAAAACAGGAGAGCUGCUUUGGCAUAAUCAGGAUUUUAAUGCACUGCUCUAGUUCACUGUACAAGCACCAAACUUGAGGUGAGAAGGAUCCAGGCAGUAAUCAGAAUAGCAAAUUUUUACAACAAAUUCUGUUAGAUGCAGGGAAUAAUUUAGCAUGUUGUUAUAGCAUUGAAUAUUGCUGAAUGCCAAAUUUUCUAAAGUGAAGUUUGUUGUAAGGAGGGCAUGUAGAUAGAGGCACAUUUUGCAUGAUCACUUCUUUCAGAAUAAAUAAACCCCAUUUCAAAAUCAGCUGUGACCAGAGCAAAGGAGAUUGGCACUGGGAAAAGUAUUUUGUCACAGAGGUGGGAAAGUUUUAAUCUAGUGUUUGUCAUCUUAUGGACACCAGUCUGUCAUUGGAGACUAAAAAGUGAAGCAGGUGGAGGUGGUGAAGUCACUUUAAAGAAAUCUGAAAACUUGUUUAUCACUGGGCUCUGUGUGGGAUCUGGCCAAGUAAGUUUGUCUCACAUGAUAAUCACCCCAGUCUCAUUUCUGGCUUUGAUUUGAUACUUCUGUCAUGCUUGGUUCACACACAGAAACAGAAAUUCUGUGUUUGCCUCAGCAAACAGCUCCUGGCCUGAGCAGGGCUGGGUUUUAUCCUGUUUCCAUUUUAACUUCACCAUGUUCUGGGCCUACAGAUGAAAAGAGCUCCUUUUAUGAAGAGGACUAUACUUUAUAUGUAUUUCAUUUUAUAUUGCUGGGUAUUAUCUUUAGAAGCACUUCUGAACUGAGCAGAAAAAUUUAUUCCAUCAAGCACAUUCAGUUUAAAAUUCAUUACUUAAGAUACUUCCACAGCACCAUGUUUGUAUGGCUGUUAGCCUUUUUUAAUGAGGUUUAGCAAUAUGAUCAUGUGGAUCUAAGCCUAGCACUGGUGAUGCUUCUUGAAGAACAGAUUACUGUGAUGUGAGAUAUUUAAACAGAGUGAUUUAUUUUUUUUUCUCUAGAGAAUGUAAAUGUUUAGUGUUCUGUAGGUAUUACCUACAGAAGAAAUAUGCUCAGGUUGUAUUUUAAAUAAACAGCCAGACUCUGCUUCAGUUGCAUGAGUAAAAACUUUGAACAACUCAGUUAUUUUCAAUGAAAUGUCCCUGUUAGAAGAUGUAAAGAAACAGAAUUUCCCUCCAAUAUGUAUAAACUGUUCUCCUCGGCAAUGCUAAUGUAUUUUUUGUGCAUCACAUGAAAAAAUUUACAGCAAUACAGUUUUUCUCUUGCCAUGUUCCUGUUUUCUCCCUUGCUUGCAUCUCCUGCUGAGGGCAGGAACAUUUUCCCAGCUGGGUCUCUUGGACACAGCAGGACAAAGCUGCAGGGAGGCUGUGCUGGAUCCACCAGGCUGAGCUGCCCUGUGUGACUGCAGCCCCUGAGAUCUGCUCGUGUCCUUCCUGUGUUUCAUUCAUUGUUGUUUCAGGGAACUUUCACCUUGUGUUUGCUAUUUAAAGGAUCUUGUUAGAAUUCGGAACUUUGUCCGUUUUUUCAGCAGUAUGUGCUUUUUUUUUGAGCUGAUAUUUUAAAUUUCUACAGUAUGGAAUUGAGUAGAAUGUACUGUUUUUUGCCUUAUUUUAAAGGUAUUGAGCCUUUGUUGCUCCCAUUACAUUCGUGGUUUUUCAUCAGAAAAAUAAACAGACCACGCUGGAAGGAUUGAAUUUGAUUUCCUGAGGACUUGCAGACCAGCUUUUGAUGUUGGUAUUCAUGGAUUCUUAUUUAUUUGAAUUUUUGUGGAUAUUUUUGCUAGUAGUUCCAUGGGAACGCGAUCUUCAAAGCUAUGGUUGAUUUGCUACAAUAAAAGUGAUAUUCUGCCCUG